This is a messenger RNA of Zalophus californianus (California sea lion), 2324 nucleotides long. RefSeq names its product ceramide synthase 5 (gene CERS5). The transcript has 11 exons. The coding region runs from base 27 to 1352 and encodes 441 amino acids. Gene Ontology annotation, biological process: ceramide biosynthetic process. Gene Ontology annotation, cellular component: membrane. The record is from RefSeq and is a predicted model, not a curated record. Gene Ontology annotation, molecular function: sphingosine N-acyltransferase activity; DNA binding. NCBI's taxonomy places the organism in Eukaryota, Metazoa, Chordata, Mammalia, Carnivora, Otariidae.
GGAAGGUGGGUGGGUGUGGAGCCGAGAUGGGCGGUGAAGAGGCCCGGCCCCACGGAGGAGGCGGGCUGAGACCUGCCGGGGACGGAAAGGGGCCGGAAGAGGGUGGCUGCCGGUCCGGCCCCGCCCCGGGGCCGCCUCCUCGCGGGUUCCGUUGGCUGUGGCGGCCGCUGAAGCUGUGGCGGCGGUGGCCGCGGGGCGGGCGUAAGAUGGCGACAGCGGCGGCGGGAGCCCUGGGCCUGCUGUGGGGCUGGCUGUGGAGCGAACGCUUCUGGCUGCCUCAGAAUGUGAGCUGGGCCGACCUUGAGGGGCCGGGCGACGGCUACGGCUACCCGCGGGCGCGGCACAUCCUCUCGGUGUUCCCGGUGGCGGCGGGCAUAUUCUCCGUGCGGCUGCUCUUCGAGCGGUUUAUUGCCAAACCCUGUGCACUCCAUGUUGGCAUCCAGGACAGUGGUCCGUAUCAGGCCCAGCCCAAUGCCAUCCUUGAAAAGGUGUUCGUAUCUAUUACCAAGUAUCCUGAUGAGAAGAGGCUGGAGGGCCUGUCAAAGCAACUGGACUGGGAUGUCCGAAAGAUCCAAUGCUGGUUUCGUCAUCGGAGGAAUCAGGACAAGCCUCCAACGCUCACUAAGUUCUGUGAAAGCAUGUGGAGAUUCACUUUCUAUUUAUGUAUAUUCUGCUACGGAAUUAAAUUUCUGUGGUCGUCACCGUGGUUCUGGGACAUCCGACAGUGCUGGCAUAGCUAUCCAUAUCAGCCUCUCACAAGUGGGCUUUAUUACUAUUAUAUCAUGGAAUUGGCCUUCUAUUGGUCUCUUAUGUUUUCUCAGUUUACAGACAUUAAGCGAAAGGACUUCCUGAUCAUGUUUGUGCAUCACUUGGCCACCAUUGGGCUCAUCACCUUCUCCUACAUCAACAACAUGGUUCGGGUGGGAACUCUGGUCAUGUGUUUACAUGAUGCCUCAGACUUCUUGCUGGAGGCAGCCAAACUGGCCAAUUAUGCCAAAUACCAGCGUCUCUGUGACACCCUUUUUGUGAUCUUCAGUGCAGUUUUUGUGGUCACUCGUCUAGGAAUCUACCCAUUCUGGAUUCUGAACACGACCUUCUUUGAGAGUUGGGAGAUGAUCGGGCCUUAUCCCUCCUGGUGGCUCUUCAACGGUCUUCUCCUGAUUCUGCAGGUUCUCCAUGUCAUCUGGUCCUACCUAAUUGUGCGAAUUGCUUUCAAAGCUUUGAUCCGAGGAAAGGUUACCUAUCCAGGAAGGAUUAGACCCAGACUCUGUACCCUUCACUCUUUUCUCACCUCCUUCCUUUUUUCUGUGCCUGGUGGGAGUUGGACAGUUUCAUCUCUUGCAUGUGUCUAAGGAUGACCGCAGUGAUGUGGAAAGCAGCUCAGAGGAAGAAGAUGGGACCACCAACCCCAAGAGCGCCUGUGGCAGCAGCUCCAGCAAUGGUGCCAAUCGGGUGAACGGUCACCCAGGAAGCAGCUACUGGGCUGAGGAGUGAGGUGGUUGGUGUGGGGACCACGGCACACAUGGACUCAUAGGGCCACCGGCAGCCUCCUCCUCUUGGGCCUCCCCACAUCUACACGCUUGUGACUAGGGGGUCUGCAGGGCACUGAGGAGAAUCAAAGAAGCAAAUAUUUUCACUUUUUAAAAAAAAAAUCUGCCAUUUUGUAUUUAAUAGCCUCCAGGUUCUUUCAGUAAUGUUAUUUGCUUCUGUGUGUGUGUGUGUGUGCACGCACCAGUGCAUGCGUGUGUGUGUCUGUGUGUGUGCACGCACCCGUGCGUGUGUGUGUGUGCGCGUGCGCGUGUAUGCACGCGUGCAUAUGCGUUUGUGCAUGUGCAUGAGUUUCAUUUCCUGAGUUGGGGCACAAUUCUAGACUGGGGCCCCUAGGCCUUGUGCCCCUUCUGAACCCACCUCAACCCCAGAUUUGGCUGCAUCUUGAAUAAUGCUGGCUCUGGACUGUCCCCUCCCUCGUGGUCCAUGGCUCCCGAAGCUCAGGCCAUCUGAACAGAACAGUAAAGUUCAGCUCCAGGUUUCUGCACUGUUCCUCCUUGGAGUUGGAAUAUUUCACAUGAAGUUGUACAGAAACAGACAACCAUGGUUGGGAUGACCCAAGAUUCCUGUGGCCCCUAGAUAAGAUUCCCUUCCUCCCACGUGGUGAUUACAGGGACAGCUGCUGAUACCCUGCUCUUUACUAAAUGGUACACAGGGAGUUGGGGGGCGUGGCAGAGGGUGCGCUGAAGGCCAGAGGAGGACAACAGCCACUGGGUGAACCGUUGACGGUUUAUACUAUUGUUUACUCUUCUGUGAUUAAAAGUGCUUCCACCCCC